Molecule: messenger RNA, 174 nt
Organism: Acaulospora colombiana
Lineage: Eukaryota; Fungi; Glomeromycota; Glomeromycetes; Diversisporales; Acaulosporaceae
Source: the annotation of a GenBank genome assembly
UACGAAGCAACAACACAAUCAGAUUCAUUGAAUAAGUCAAGCAUAAUCCGAUAUUCGUCAUCAAAUUCGGAAAGUGGAGGGGCUACAGGAAUUACUAGUGGUAUAAACGAAAUUGAUAGUUCGGAAUAUGAUAGGCCACAUACUCUGCCUCAUCAAAUUCGCUCUGCAUUCUGA